GGAAGUUGAUAAUGGACCAAAUUGGCAGGGAAUUGGAACAAAGUGACGUGAGUGAGGGCGAGAAGGUGAGUGGUUGCAGGGAUUCACCGGGGGGUCAUGAGGAGCAGUGGAUCGAUUUGGUGAGCGAGAGGGAGCUCGAGAAAGAAUUGUCGGUGAAGGAGGUCGAGAAGUUGAGAAAGGAGGAAAAAAAAAGGACAGGAAGGGCGAGUGAAAUAGCGAGGAGCGUUUGUGUGUGCGAAAAGCCCUACAAGGUAUGUUUUGGGAACGUGCGUCCGAGCGAAUUGAGGGACGUGAGGUCGUUGGUGAGGGUGUUGAGCGUGUGCGGCGAGGUGGGGUCUAAGUGGUUGAGUAGGAGGAAAAAGAUGAUGGUGGAGAAGGGCAGGAUGGAGUACAAGCGGAUUGACCCCAUGGAGAUAGGGUGGCGAGAGUUGAGGAAGAGGAUGGAGGAGCAGGAGAGAAAAGACGAGGAGAACAUAGAGUUGGAUCCGGAGACGCACAUGGUAAGAGCAGGGGACAUAUAUGCUAUAGUCAGGUGGUUUGUGCGUCGUUGGAGGGGAGGCGAGAAGACGUUGCAGUUUUUGCACGCGUAUCACGUGUAUAUCGACCAUUUGACACUGCUAAGGGAAUUGGUGGCUCUAUAUUUAGUACCAGUUGGAAGGUCGAAGGAACUAGGGUACCGCUGUCCGAAGAUAAAGAAGGCGUUGGAAAAGGGAAGGCAUCACGUCUGUAGAUCGAUUCGCCGACGCGUGCUUGCGAUACUGAGUGAUUGGGUGAAGUUUCGCUACGGAUCGAUUUAUCGUUACGACGAACAAAAAAAUUUUUUCAAUUUUCUUUUUAAAUUUAUUUCAAAACUUCAUCCAAAAAAUUCGGAGCCGUUGUUGAAGGCUCUCCAGAUGGCGUUGCAGCAGUCGCUCGAGCUGGCUCUACUUCGGUCUUUCUCGAGCGCGCCCUUUAACCAUGCGGUUUCUCACGAGGUGUCCAUACUUGACUUUUCCCCGUCGGUCAUUGCGCAGCACAUCACGAUGACUCAUCAGAUGCUUGUCUCUCAUUUGUCGCUGGAGGACUUUCUGUCCCCAGUGUCUCCGCCGUCAUUGUCCAGACUCAUCCGGAGGUUCAACUUUCUCUCGGCUUGGAUAUGUGCUCAAGUUCUCCAGCCUCGAUCGUCGCCGAAGCACCGAGCUGCUGUCAUAUCACACUUCAUCUACACCAUGCACCACCUCCAGUUGCUACGAAACUACGACGGCGUCAUGCUUGUUCUGUCCGCUCUGCACAACUGCUCUCUGUCCAGACUUCGCAAAUCGUGGGGUCUCCUCAGUCCCCAAUCCCUCUUGUUGCUCGAAGUGUCCUCGAAUUUGUUCUCUCGCAACUCGUCGCUCUACAGAAUGUUCAUCGCUCUCCACCCGCCUCCCUGCUUCCCGGUCUUGGAGACGCUCCUCAGAGACCUCACCAUCAUCAACGAGAACAGCACUUCCAUCCACUCGCACCCCGUCAACCUGCACAAACUGCUGCUCCUCGGAAAGUCGCUCCAGCUCGCGUCGAAGUCGCUCCUGAAGCCAUACAUGCUGUCCACCAACCCGCACCUCGAGGCGCUCAUUUCGUCCUCGGAGUGCCCGUCCGACCAGGAGCUGUACUCCAGGAGCCUGCAGCUGGAGCCCGCGCACAAGCAGUCGCGCUGCAUUCACGUGUCUUCUCCAACGUCGCUGUUGCUCAAAAUGAAGCACAGCAAGGCGCAUCCGGAUAAAUAGAGACAGACCGUCGUGCGCGGGAACUGGGAAUUCGCGCGACCUUCGCGCGCACACAAAACACGCACUGCAUGGAGGACUACAUACUGCGACGUGUACGCCAAAUGUUGCGUGUACACAGAUAUACAAAAGAGCCGUACACAACGGACGUCUACGACCUCGUGCGUGUAUACGCUGUGUGUAGGCCAACCUCGUGAACGGGGCCGCUGUCCACGGAAUAAAAUGAGGCGUCGCGUCACUCGGCGUCGUCGCUCUCUCGUCCGUUAA
Messenger RNA from Schistocerca gregaria, 2009 nucleotides. Its product is annotated as ras guanine nucleotide exchange factor R-like. The record is from RefSeq and is a predicted model, not a curated record. The coding region runs from base 12 to 1745 and encodes 577 amino acids. Gene Ontology annotation, biological process: Ras protein signal transduction; positive regulation of GTPase activity. Gene Ontology annotation, molecular function: guanyl-nucleotide exchange factor activity. The transcript has 2 exons. Gene Ontology annotation, cellular component: plasma membrane. NCBI's taxonomy places the organism in Eukaryota, Metazoa, Arthropoda, Insecta, Orthoptera, Acrididae.